Branchiostoma floridae (Florida lancelet) is the source of this 1941-nucleotide messenger RNA. RefSeq lists its product as uncharacterized. The record is from RefSeq and is a predicted model, not a curated record. Lineage: Eukaryota; Metazoa; Chordata; Leptocardii; Amphioxiformes; Branchiostomatidae. The coding region runs from base 138 to 617 and encodes 159 amino acids. The transcript is spliced from 3 exons.
UAUGGGGUCGUUGCUGAGUGGAUUAGGUCAGAGGUUAGCGUCUGCAGCAUGAUGGCGGUCUAGACAAAUUUUCUCUCUCAACAACAACGGAAAAAACCCACCGCUCACCCGCAAAAUCAUCACGUUAUCUCUCCAAAAUGGCAGCGUACCAUUGCUGGAACAAUACAACACCUGUGGAUCAGGUGCAAGGGUGCAAGCGCCAGCACGAGUAUGCCUUCUCCGUCCAAGAAGACGUAGACCUGGAGUCCGUCAACCCCAAGCGAGCCUGCCAGGGUCUCCUGUCCCUGUUUGACCCGGAUGACACAUCCAUGGAAACAGACAUGCAACCAGUGACGUGGGACAAUCAGCCAGACAACCAACCACUCAACCAAACAAACGUAGACUCUAGUAACCCCACGCCUCUGGACGCCAACCAGAAUGGUGCUAUCACUCCUGAUCAGGAUGUUGCAGUAGAGAUGGAGGAAGGCCCCACCCCGAAACAAACGCCGCCCCACCGCUUCUUCGUGUCCGGUAACUCCUAUCUGUCACCUGUGCUGCAGCCAACCACUCCGCAGCAGGCCUGCGGACCUUCCAUCGGCGAGAUGACCCAUCCCUGCAAGGUACCGCACUUCUUCUAGACUGCGCCUGCUCCCCAAACCUUCGUCGGCCAGGGCUUCCUCCCGCUCCCGUACCACAGCUCCACAUGUGUGCGUUGUCUGUCCGGGUCCGCUGGCCACAUCAACCACCUUGACCUUUACCACUGAGGUGACCUCCAGCACGACCCCCGACCUUUGCCACCUUGAAUGACCCUUGACCUGUAUCACUCAACUAACAUGACUAUUGCACCAAUCUUUUUCUUCAAUUUAGAUGUCGCCUCUUCCUCAUAUCCAUGGCUACCUGAACCGCAGCCCGACCUACAACUCGCGCUGUCUACGCUGCACGGCUGGGGAGGGCGGACACUUUAACCAUAUAGACGUGUACCCCUGGGAGCCAUACUAAUGAUGGACAUAUGUAAUAUUUACAUAGCUGUAUGUCAAGAUUUAUCUUUCACAUAUCCACUCCGAUUUGUGUUGUUAAAUUUGGAAGGUACUGUACAAAUGUAUGUAAGGGUGCAGAAUUAGACUGCAGGAAAAGUGAUUGGUGGAUUAAUCUUGGGGCUACGGUCUUCUCAAUCGUUGCACUAUAUUUAGAGAUUGGGUGAUAUUUGCAUUGCAGGUCCCCAAGCCCUUUAAAAUGUGAUGGAGUAGAUCUCCUCUGCAACCUUUUGGCAAUCAACAAAUAUGACCAAAGCUCUUUAGCGCUGUGACAUGGGCUUCAGAAGAGAAUGUAGAAGCAUUGUGAAAGGCUACUGCUAGUGUCACAUAACCUUGCCAAACCAUCUCAGCUGUAGUUUCCCAAAACAGUUUCCCAAAUCUUGUUGCCCAUUGUAGUCACACCACAGUUUGGUCUAAACUCUGUCAAUCUGGAGUCCAAAAUUUGUAAGUGUUGGAUAUCAUAAAGCAUUGCUGGCUGACACUGACAGAGGCUUGGUGGCCUAGUGUUGGCCUAAUGCCAAUAGUAAACUGAGCGUGGGCCAUUGGGACAAGUUUGGUCUCUCCCACUGCCAAAUGGCAGUUGAAACCUUGCCAGGAUUGUACUUAACUAUCACUUGUGUGUGUUUCAACCAUUUCUAUAUACAGAACAUCUGUAUUUUUAAGUGAGGAAUGUCAUACAGAAAAAUGCUUUUUGCUGAACGUGUUUCUCUGCCCACCUUUUGUACAUUUUUUACUUUGGGUACUGAAAAGUAUUUUGUUAGAUCCAGGUGACUGUCUUUUAUAUAGUUAUCACACUUGAUGUAUUUAUAUUAUUAUUGUUACCACUGACAAUAGACCUACCCAUUACACACUUGUUAGGGUUAACCCAGGGAAAUCCACUGGAGAAAUUGAAGAAAAAACAGUUGUCACCUUUUCUAGAAGUUUCCCU